Asparagus officinalis (garden asparagus) is the source of this 384-nucleotide messenger RNA. RefSeq lists its product as uncharacterized. NCBI's taxonomy places the organism in Eukaryota, Viridiplantae, Streptophyta, Magnoliopsida, Asparagales, Asparagaceae. The record is from RefSeq and is a predicted model, not a curated record. Bases 1 to 384 code for a protein of 127 amino acids. The transcript has a single exon.
AUGACUCUUGCAGAGAUAAGAAUGUAUAUAAGGGAGCAGAGGAACACAAAACAAGCUACGAUGGGUGAUCAGAAUCAGCUUCUUAAGGAUUUCGCUGCCCCAAAUGCUCAAGGCACGCAUUGGAGUAUUACAAGGCGUAAUGUUAAAGUUAAUAAUUUUGAACUAAAACCAUCACUGCUCUCAAUGGUUCAACAAAAUCAGUUUGGAGGAGGUGUAACUAAAGACCCGAACCUCCACCUGUCGAUUUUCUUGGAGUAUUGUGACACUUUGAAGCUUAAUGGAGUGACUAAUGAUGCUAUUCGACUUAGACAUUUUCCGUUCUCUUUAAAGGACAAGGCUAGGGCUUGGUUGCACUCAUUGCCCGCUAGGUCCAUCACCACUUAG